Molecule: messenger RNA, 555 nt
Organism: Lentinula edodes (shiitake mushroom)
Lineage: Eukaryota; Fungi; Basidiomycota; Agaricomycetes; Agaricales; Omphalotaceae
Exons: 5
Coding region: 1-555 (184 amino acids)
Source: RefSeq, a predicted model, not a curated record
AUGACGGAGGGCGUGAAAGGUACUGGUAAGGCUGUGCUUGAGAAAUUAGGCUAUUUAGGCGAUAGCGCCGGCCGCCGGAGUGACGUUCCGGUCACACUAAACCACGAACUCCCGAAUUCUGUUAAGGCGCUUGGUAUCUUGCCAGCCAACUACGGAACUUCAAUGUUAAACGUUAAACCCGUACAACCGUCGGCUAUUGUCGUUCUUCCGUUCACAUAUUAUGAUCAAGCGCUGUAUUUCAAUCGCGCGUUUCCCAGGAUCAACGACCCGAACACGCCUUUGCCGCAUUUUAAUGAAGAAGUGAUCAGUGGAUGCGUUACUUACCUGAGCAUAUACCAACUAGCUUUGGCCAGGGCGUCCUGGUCAAAGCUGGACCUCUUCGAUUUAGAUCCGCUCCGACCCGAAAAGACUCAAAAAAAAUCAGGCCGAUUCUCGGUAUUCGGUCCGGAUCACAUUGGAGUGCCUCGUCGUACCUCGUACCCAGAAGAACUUGAGAUGAUCAUGAACGACUUCCUGCAGAAAACCGCGUUAAAUGAUCAAGACUUGAUACUGUGA